GACAGGACAGGACAGGACGACGACGACGACGACUCCUCACCAUGUGGAAGCAGCUGUUUGCCCUGCCGCCAGCGCUUCUCGCCUUCAUCCUCGCUGCCCCUCUGCCGGCGCACGCCCAGUACCCACCUCCAGCAUCGUACGAUAACAUCCUCCUGUCGCCUGUCGACCCCGAGGUGACGGUCGCCUACAAACAGCCUGCCAAUGGCACCUGUACCACCGCCUUCACGACGCAAAAGCAGUAUACCGGCUACAUUGGGCUGCCUCCUUAUACACUUGCACCCAUACAGCAAAAUUAUUCCAUCAACACCUUCUUCUGGUUCGUGGAAGCACGGCAAACGCCAGAGUCAGCCCCGUUGACCAUUUGGCUCAAUGGGGGGCCAGGAUCGAGCAGCCUGUUUGGCUUUUUCAACGAGAUUGGGCCUUGUGAAGUGGUGCAGAUGGCAGACGGGUCAUAUGGAACACAAAUGCGGACCUUUGGGUGGGAUCGCAUAUCGAAUGUCCUCUUCAUCGAUCAGCCCAAUCAGGUCGGUCUAUCCUACGAUACUGCGACGAACGCCUCUCUCAAUCUGUUCACCAACGAAAUCUUUGAGCCUCCCACUUCUCCUGACCCCUCGCUCCCAAGCUUCAUGUAUCUCAACGGCACAUUCGGGUCUGCGAACGAGAACUCGCCCACAUCACACGUCACGAGUGCGAAUACGAGCGAGAUUGCAGCGGCAGCAACCUGGCACUUCCUCCAGACCUGGCUCUCGACAUUUUCCCAGUACAAUCCGGCGACUCGACCCAAUGUCACCACUCCCAACUCGGACCAGCCUGCUGGUAUCAAUCUCUUCACGGAGUCAUACGGCGGCAAGUAUGGGCCAGUCUUCGCGUCGUACUUUGAGGAACAGAACGCGAAAAUACAGAAUGGACAGCUAUCUUCUACAAAUACCUUGCCGAUCAAGCUGCAGUCCCUGGGCAUUAUGAAUGGCCUUGUUGACGAUCUUGUUCAAGACUACUACUACCCAGCGUUCGCAUACAACAACACUUACAAAACGCCACUGAUCGGCCAGACUACUCAACUGAACGCAUUUAGUAAUUUCACACGCCUGUGUGUACCAGCCAUUCAGGCAUGUCGCACCGCCACCUCGGAUCCGUACGGAGACAAUGACGCGACGAACGACUUGUGCGAGAGUGCACAGUAUACGUGCAACAAUCUGACAGCGCUUGCCUUGGGUGCUGGAUAUAAUCCUUACGACAUUCGCCAGAAAUUGCCCAGUCCAGAUCCACCCACUGCGUACGUCGAGUAUCUCAACAACGGCUCUGUCUUGGAAUCGAUUGGAGCCCGCGUCAACUACACCGAGAGUAGCCCUUAUGUGCAAGCCGGCUUCAUCUCUACAGGCGAUACGAUCCGUGGAGAUGCCAUUCAAGAUCUGGCCAACCUGCUCAAGCUUGGUGUGCGAGUGGCGUUCAUCUAUGGCGACGCCGACUUUGUGUGCAAUUGGCUCGGCGGGCAAGCUGUAGCCUUUGCAGUGGCCGACGCUGUACCUUCAUAUCCAGUGCCCACUGGCGUAUCGCUUACAGGAUCUCCGAUACCGCCCAGCUACGCGAGUGGCUUCAAUCAAGCCGGAUUCGCCCAGAUUGUCGUGAAUGACUCCUACGUGGGCGGUGCGGUUCGUCAGUAUGCGAAUUUGAGCUUUAGCCGUAUCUACGACGCUGGCCAUUUCGUGCCGUUUUACCAGCCCGAGACAGCCUUUCAGAUCUUCGCCAGGAUUAUCUUGGGCAACGACCUAUCCACUGGUGAAGACAUUGACCUUGAGUUCUUCAUGUCGAAUGGGACGACGAAUUCCACCCAUACGAACAAUGUUCCGGAUGCACCAGAAUCCACCUGCUGGGUUCGCAACUUUAACAGCUCGUGCACAGACGACGAGAUUGAUGCCAUGAAGACAGGAAAAGGAAUUGUACAGCACGGAAUCUACUACCAGGAGUCCAAAGAUAUCACUCUGCCCAAGACGACGGUGAUGGCCGGUGUACCUGGCAAACCCAUGACGACGACGACGACUAGCAGCGGGAUUUCAGCGAGCACCAGUGGGACCACGGUACCCCUAACGGGAGUUUACACGGCUACUGGAACACCAACGUCCAGUGGAGGUGCAGUGAGGCAUGUCGCAAGCAGAGACAGCAGCCUGUCACUCACUCAGGCCGUGAUUGUGAUGGCGGGAUUGGUUGCCGGCAUGGCCAUCAGGCUUUGAGGAGCACAAGGCAUAUCAAAAGUACACAGGAGAAUGGCUCUGUUAUUGUGGUUGUUGUUUUCGAAAAAGAUACCCCAAAGCCCCAGAGAGUAAUAGGUUGGCAGAGCAUUAUGUUGAGAACC
Molecule: messenger RNA, 2350 nt
Organism: Sphaerulina musiva SO2202
Lineage: Eukaryota; Fungi; Ascomycota; Dothideomycetes; Mycosphaerellales; Mycosphaerellaceae
Product: alpha/beta-hydrolase
Exons: 2
Coding region: 42-2228 (728 amino acids)
Biological process (GO): proteolysis
Cellular component (GO): fungal-type vacuole
Molecular function (GO): serine-type carboxypeptidase activity
Source: RefSeq, a predicted model, not a curated record